This is a messenger RNA of Labeo rohita (rohu), 2125 nucleotides long. RefSeq names its product ectonucleoside triphosphate diphosphohydrolase 5b (gene entpd5b). Lineage: Eukaryota; Metazoa; Chordata; Actinopteri; Cypriniformes; Cyprinidae. Gene Ontology annotation, molecular function: UDP phosphatase activity; GDP phosphatase activity. The transcript has 14 exons. The coding region runs from base 506 to 1807 and encodes 433 amino acids. Gene Ontology annotation, biological process: nucleoside diphosphate catabolic process. Gene Ontology annotation, cellular component: membrane. The record is from RefSeq and is a predicted model, not a curated record.
UGCGUCACCACCUGCCGCCGUCAAUCAAACUCGCGUUCAGCCGGAGCCGCUGCUGCUGUCAAACACCGGCACUUUACCGUCAACGAAUCAUAUGUCGACGCAUGUACUCGGAACAAACGCCCAGGAAUCAUAAACCGGGCUAUAUUCGAACCAUCUAUAGUUGGUCGCGUAGGACUGAUCUAGUUUUCUAAAGUUUGCGUGUAAUUUCAGCGAGUUAGCGGUUAGCAGCAGGUAAUAAACAACAACGAACCCACAGAAAGUAGAUCAGAUUAGAAGUGUUUUACUGCACAGAUAUGCCGACAUAACGCGUCACAUCACCGAUUAGAGGUGUUGGACUGCGAAAGCGUGUAGAAUGUGAGCGUUCAGCAGCUGAAAGUGCUGAGGCGGCGGUUGAGGUUAAUCUUAGCAGCAGCUCCGCGCCAAACAUGCGCCUCAAACCCGCCAGAAAAACCGCGCGAUCGGGCUGAAGCGGCGUCAUUCCGGCUCCUGCUGACUCAGUCUAAGGAUGUCUGCUUUGGUCUGGCUUUGGCGUCUUCUGGCCGUCUGGACGCUUCUCGCAGUGUCUUCUUCUCAGAGGAACGGCCUGAACGCUGUGGAUUUCUCCCAGAGGUUUGGAAGCGCCCUGCCGUCCCUCAGUCGCCCGGCCAACGCCAGCCAGAUCUUCUACGGCGUCAUGUUUGACGCGGGCAGCACCGGCACCCGCAUCCACGUCUACACCUUCAUACAGAAGGAGCCGGACGGGUUGCCGGUGCUGGAUAAUGAGAUGUUCCACUCGAUGAAGCCGGGUCUCUCUGCGUACGCCGACAUACCUGAGAUUGCCGGUCACACGGUGCGUCAGUUACUGCGCGUGGCGAAGAAGACGGUUCCUCCGGUGGAGUGGAAGAGAACGCCGGUGGUGUUCAGAGCCACGGCCGGACUGAGGCUGCUGCCGCCGACUAAAGCCCACGCGCUCCUCGAGGAGGUGCAAGACGUCUUCGAUGAAUCUCCAUUUUAUGUGCCUCCUGAUAGUGUCAGUAUCAUGGACGGGACGGAUGAAGGGAUUCUCGCCUGGGUCACGGUCAACUUCCUGACAGGUCGACUCCACAAAAACGCACAGAAGACGGUGGGAAUCCUGGAUCUGGGCGGAGGAUCCACACAAAUCACCUUCCUUCCCAAAUCAAAGAAAACUAUUGAGAGUGCUCCAGCAGAUUACAUCGUGAGGUUCGACAUGUUCAACAGCACACAUGAGCUCUACACACACAGUUACCUUGGAAACGGAAUCAAAGCGGCGCGUCUGUCGGCUCUGGGAGCGCUGGGUUCAGACGGUCUGGAGAAGAAAGUUUUCCAAACUUCCUGUUUGCCUAAAAAAUACACCAGUGAAUUCAGCUUUGGAGGAUUCAGUUACCACAUCAGCGGAGUCACCAACGGUGUGACGGGGUUCAAGGCGUGUUAUCAGGAGCUGCUGAAGGUGGUGAAGGGCGUCAUCAAUCAGCCUCACGAGCUGAAGGACAGCAGCACCUUCUACGCCUUCUCGUAUUACUUCGAUCACGCCGUGGAGGCCGGACUCAUCGAUGAGAGCAGAGGAGGAGCCGUCAAGAUACGAGACUUCAGGAAAAGAGCAAAAGAGGUGUGUAACCGUCCGUCGAAACGCUCUCAGCUCAAUCCGCUCCUCUGCAUGGAUCUCACAUACAUCGUGUGUCUGCUCAAAGACGGCUUCGGCUUUAAGGAAAGCACCGUCCUGCAGCUGACCAAGAAGGUGAGGAACGUGGAGACCAGCUGGGCUUUGGGAGCCGCCAUCUACCACUUCCAGAAGUUCAGGAUCCAUUAAAGACUUUGACGUUUCUCCUCCAAUCAAAGAAAGAAACGCUUAACGCUCCUAAAAGGGGCGUCGGGUUCUCUCUUCGUGCGAUUGAGAGACGAACUGAUGCGUGCGAACUGCCGUUUGCUUCCUCAGGAGUUUAACGCGCGGCUGAACUUCCUGUGAGAAUCAACAGAAAACACAGAUGCGUCACACUGGAGUUUCUGUCAACGGAGAAAACGCUGUUGCUGUUGUUGUUUACAUCACUGAGUGAAUGUGUUACCAUUUACAACAGUCUUUAAUGUGUCUUCAUAUUUCUUUCCCAAUUAAAAGUUUUGACAACAUGUA